This is a messenger RNA of Pomacea canaliculata, 2722 nucleotides long. RefSeq names its product serine proteinase stubble-like. Bases 480 to 2627 code for a protein of 715 amino acids. The transcript has 6 exons. Gene Ontology annotation, biological process: proteolysis. The record is from RefSeq and is a predicted model, not a curated record. Gene Ontology annotation, molecular function: serine-type endopeptidase activity; chitin binding. Gene Ontology annotation, cellular component: extracellular region. NCBI's taxonomy places the organism in Eukaryota, Metazoa, Mollusca, Gastropoda, Architaenioglossa, Ampullariidae.
CUUCAGAGAGUGGAACCUUCACGAGAUCAUUGACAUCAAAGUCAAAGGUCACAUCGUGCACACCAGGGCUCAGCGAUGUCAGUCAGCGCCCUUUUGCAAAGAGAACCGAGAUAAAACAUGGAUUUUUUGUGAAGGAGGAAUAAAAGCUACUUUUUGUUUUCAAGGAAAAAGUGUGUACACUGUCUCAAAAAUUAAAAAAAAAAAAAAAAUAAAGAUCUAUAGUCGAACAUACGAAAAUAAGUUUGCAGCGGAUAUUUGAAUUUAAUAGUUUUUGUGCAUAAUCUGGGAAACGUGCAAAAAUAAAUGAUGGCUCUUUACUUGUGUUGUGGUGUGAGGCUUUGCAAACAUUACUAGACUCAUUAGUAAUCUGCUCGCGAAGAAAUACUUUAUUUGUCAGCAAAGACGAAACUGGUGAAAGAAGACUUCUCUGUCCCCUACAAACAACUACAAUCCUCUCAGAAUUCCGAGAACUCGCAGCCAUGGCCAUUAGACUGACAGUCUCUGGACUUUUCAUUGUAGUUUUCUUUCUAACGGUUCUGAAUUUUUCACAAGCAGACUACAGUAGACGCUUAGUGAGAAACACUUCUGCCAAGCUGCCAUGCACGACAUCUACUGGUGUUGAGUGGGUCAGAACACCUGGAAACUGUUCCAAGUACCUGGUCUGCGGGUUUGGGAUUCCCAUGGCAACCUUAGGCUGUCCAAAUUCGUUGGUUUGGUCCCUUCAGGCGAAGAACUGUGUGCAGCGGGGGUCCCGCUGGGACGACUGCUUGCAAGUGUCUGAAAAGGAGGAGGAGGGGGAAUUGAAAGAAGAGACACAAGGCAAAGAAGCAGACAUUAGCGAUGACGGAGCGACGACAGAUGACACCGUUGAUAAAGAAGAGGUGAGCGACAAUGAAUGGAGUCUCGUGAAUAACCGCAACGACGAUGAAGGCUUCGGAACAGAGGAGGGAAACAGUCUGCCAGUCGAUGACGAAAAAGGAUUGGAAGAGAGUCACGUGGACAGCGAGCGCAUUGAAUCAGAAGGCAGCCAACAAUCCACAGGAGAGGACGUCAGCGAGUCUCACGAGAAAACUCGUGAAGACACGAGAUGGGAUCAAGACGACAAUGCCUCCGCUGCCGACGACGACGUGGUCUGGGAAUCCUCAACGACAGCAACGAUGACAUCCGCGCCUUCACAACGAGGCUUGACCGAGGGGAGCGGUCACCUAUCGCCGAGACCAUCCGCGGUGUCAGGUGGAUCUUGGUGGUUAACGGCACCAACCAGUGCCGCCCCCACGACUUACAAAUCCCCCUUUCAACGGUGGCACACGACCAGACGUCGAACAAUCAUCGCAAAUGACGACGACCUCGACCAAAAUCGUCGACGCGACAACAACCACGUAAGAAGCGAAAAUGACUACGACGAGUCGGUAUGGUGGCAUCCAAGGUGGACCUCUGCGCCCACGCAGUCGACUACCCGUCGGCCGUGGUGGUCAGACGAAGAAAACCAGAUUCCAUGGUUGACGCAGUCUGAGCGGCCGGACUGGUGGCCUAGGCAUGAUGACAUCACUGAUGCUACCACCGAGACCACCCUCUCCACCACAGCAGCUAGCGCUACCACUACCCCAUCAUCGGACUCAUCUGUGACGUCCUCCAGCGUCGACGACCAUCCAGCAUCCGCUUCGCCCACCGUUAUUACGUGGCCGCCGCCGUCAGAGGUCGCUGAUGAUGAUGACAGCGAGACUGACCUGAUCUGGCGGGAAAUGACGUCACGGACUUACCCGGAAGAAUCAUGGCUGUCCACUAAGGCUUAUCCAGAGGAUGAGAAGUGGUGGGAGUCGGAAGAGGUACCAUCGUUUUAUCCAGAGUGCGGGGUCGCGGUUACAAACCUCAUCGUAGGAGGGUUGCCUGCCUCACAAGGACGCUGGCCAUGGGUUGUCUCCCUGCGCUUGACGUGGGCUCGGCGCCAUGUUUGUGGCGGGACGCUCGUCCACCCGCAGUGGAUCAUCACGGCAGCACACUGUGUGUUUGGGUCGCAGUUCGAGGAGGCGACGGACUGGAGGGCGGUGUUCGGGAACGUGCAGCCCACCCUGACAGCUGAUGUCAAACUGCAGCGAAAAAUUGACCUCAUCAUUCGGCAUCCAGAGUUUGUCAACAGCGGAAACUACCCUAACGACAUCGCCAUGAUGCGUCUGGAGAAACCAGUGGACGUUUCCGGUUUUCAAAUUCGACAUGCUUGUCUCCCUUCUCGCAGCAAGCCCUUUACAUCUGAAAGCAAAUGUUGGAUUAUGGGCUGGGGCGAGACUAAGGGUUAUGAAGAGCAGUCGGUCCUGCAGGAACUGGAAGUCAAGAUCCGGAGAAACCACGCAUGCGCAGCUCGCUGGGGCUGGAAACGCAUCCUCAACUCUCACGUCUGCGUCGGGAACGGAGAUGAAGGCGCCUGCAAUGGCGACUCCGGAGGACCGUUGGUGUGUCUACGUGAUGGCUACUACUACGUGGUGGGCGUGACGUCAUGGGGUGUCAGCGGUUGCCAGACAACAGGAUAUCCUAGCGUGUUCGCCAGAGUCUCUUAUUAUGAAAAGUGGAUUUUGGACGCGAUACACACCUACUCUACCGUGGAUUUUACUUUACGACAUAAAAGUUCGUAGAGACUUAGGUUAAGUAAUCAAAGUGCUUGUGAUAUAUAUAUUUAUUUUUGAAAUAUUGAUGGGCUUUUUUGCUAUAAAUAACUGUGAUUUUCGUA